Molecule: messenger RNA, 626 nt
Organism: Galdieria sulphuraria
Lineage: Eukaryota; Rhodophyta; Bangiophyceae; Galdieriales; Galdieriaceae
Product: N-acetyltransferase MAK3
Exons: 7
Coding region: 35-544 (169 amino acids)
Biological process (GO): N-terminal peptidyl-methionine acetylation
Cellular component (GO): NatC complex
Molecular function (GO): protein-N-terminal amino-acid acetyltransferase activity
Source: RefSeq, a predicted model, not a curated record
UGAAUAAUUAAUUUCGUCUCAUUCCAAUUGUAAAAUGUCGGAUGAGGUAGAAACAUCCAAAGACAACUCGGACUCAGUGUUCUAUAGAAGUUAUCAAGGUGAAGAGGACUUACCGUAUAUCCGAGCUCUUAUAGACAAAGACCUUUCGGAACCUUAUUCAAUAUUUACGUAUAGAUACUUUCUGAAUCAGUGGCCGCAACUAUGUCUCCUCGCAUUCUUUCAAAAAGAUUGUAUUGGUUGCAUAGUUUGUAAAAUGGAACCAAGCAAGAGGAAUAUUCUCCGAGGAUACAUCGCAAUGUUAGCAGUACGUCAAGAUUUUCGAAGACAAGGAAUCGGCAUGGAACUUGUGAAAAGAGUAAUUGAAAGAAUGAAAAUAAGUAAUUGCCAGGAAGUAGUCUUGGAAACGGAAACUACCAACAAGGCUGCUUUGUGUCUCUAUCGAAAGUUAGGAUUCAUUCGAGAUAAAUUAUUGGAACGUUAUUAUCUUAAUGGAAACGAUGCUUUUCGUUUGAAACUUCGUUUAUGCUCCAUAUUCAAUUCUUAAAUUUUUACCCAGUUGUAAAGAACUUAGCUAUCGAAUAUACCAACUCACCCUUUGAUAACUAUACCAAGCAUCCUUUUAGAUC